AUUCGACUACAGCAAACGAUUUAAUGGUAUUUUGUGUGUGUUGAGUUAAAAGACUUGGAAACCACAGCGCGCUGUCUGCUCGACUUCUUGGAACUUAAUAACAACUGGACAUCAGGACGACUGUAAACCAGCGUGUGUCUCAGCUGUGAAACUCUCCUCCGAACAUUCAGCGGACUGUCCGUGUAGCCUGGAGACUAACACAUGGUGUGUUCGCAGAAGUGGUCGAGCGUGACAUGGCCGCCCCUGCCUGAGGAGAAGCCGCCUCGAUUAUCCGGUUUUUGAUAGAGCCAGAGGGUCUGAGUCUCAGAAAAGGAGCUGAGGACGUGUGCAGUUUCACUCAGAUAGUACUUUAACAAUUCAAAAAGAAAAAAAUGAAUGUAAUGUUAGAAGAGGAAGCUAUGUCUGCCAUAAACAAUCCAGUCCAGGUCUCAUGUAUACACAGCAUAAAGACUGAACCGAGGUCUGUAGCUGAUCUACAAGACCUAAAUGAUAAAGUAAUGCUUAAGACAGAAACCACAUUUUGUUCUGAUACAAAUAUGACAUAUAGCUCAUCAGCGAGCUCAUCAAUGAACUGUGUACAGCUUAAAAACAUUUCUGGUCCAACUUACAUAAAACUUGAGUUUGCUAAGAAUAUUCCUCAAUCAAACUGGAAACAUGAGGAUGAUGUAAAACUGGAGCUAAGCUCUCAAGAUACCAUUGGUUGUAUUAAAACUGAGCAAGUUCCUGGUGAAGAACUUUGUCCCUUAAAAGCCGAGUAUACUGCACACAUUGAGCAGUCAGACUGCAGUCAUGAGAAUGCUGUGAAGAUGGAGUGCUACUGUCAAGAUGUCACCUGUUCAAUUAAGACUGAGCAGGAUUUUGUGCAGUGUGCAAAGACAGAAGAGCAGCUUGUAUCUAAGCAAGAAGAACAAGAUCAUACUCACAUGGUGAAGACUGAGACAGGAUGGCCUGGUCAGCAUGCAAUGUGGCAGAAUAACAUUGGUGGGAAUUGUCAAGAAAUGAGUGUUGGUAGAUGCAUAACUCCUGAGGUGACAGAUAUUGUGAGAGAAAAUCAACAACAUCAGACACUUGCGACUGUUACUGAAGUCACCAUUGAUUCCGCAACAGGAAGCAGAAGUGAUGCCGAGCCUUAUCAGUGCCAAGUGUGUUUAAGUUCUUUCAGUUUUUCAACCCUUCUCAUGAAGCACAUGAAAAUGCACUCUGAUUUUGAAGCUUACAAUUGUACUCCAUGUAGCGUUGUGUUAGAAAGAAUAGAUACUUUAAAACAGCACAAGGAAACUAACAGUAAUAAAAGAUCUGACCACUGUGAUGAGAGACCUCACCAGUGUACUGUAUGUCAUGUAGCUUUCAAAAGAUUAAGUUCUCUAAAAAAACACAUGGUGACUCACAGUAAUUUGAAACCAUACCAGUGUACUUUAUGUCAUGUAGCUUUCAAAAGAUUAGGUAACCUAAAAAUGCACAUGGUGAGUCACAGUGAUGUGAGACCUCACCAGUGUUCUGUGUGUCAUGUAGCCUUCAAAACACUAAGUGAACUGAAACAGCACAAAGUGAUUCACAGUGACGUGAAACCUUUCGAGUGCAGUGUAUGUCGGAAAAUGUUCAAGCGGUCUUAUGAGGUAAAGAAACAUAUGGUGACCCACAGUGAUGAGAGACCCUACCAGUGUUCUGUCUGUCGUUUAGCCUUCAAAACACCUGGUACCCUACGAAAGCACAAAAUGAAUCACAUUGAGGUGAGACCUCACCAGUGUUCUUUCUGUCAUGUAGCCUUCAAAACACCUCUUGGCCUAAAAGAGCAUAUGAUGGUGAAUCACAUUGAGGUGAGACCUCACCAGUGAAGUAUAUGUAAUAAUCCUUAUAAGGGGUUAAGUGAUUUAAAAGAACACAUAGUGACCCACAGUGGUGAGUUACCUCACCAGUGUUCUUUCUGUUAUGUAGCCUUCAAAACACCUCUUGGCCUAAAAAAGCACAUGGUGAAUCACAGUGAGGAGAGACCUCACCAGUGUACUGUAUGUCCUUUAGCUUUCAAAAGAUUAUCUUACCUGAAACAGCACAUGGUGAAUCACAGUGAUUUGAAACCUUACCAGUGCAGCGUAUUUAAGAAAUUUUGAAGUGGUUGUCCGAGUUAAAAAAGCUCAUGCUUAGCCACUGUGAUGUUACCUCAUCAGUGCCAUCAGUGUAGAGCUAGUUCCAAGCAGAGGGCAGUAUUAAACACAGCAUGAUAAUUAACAGGGAUGGGAAAUCUCAUUAAUGCAGUGUAUGUGAACAACCACAUGGUAUGCUGUCGAGGAGAGACCGUAUGAGUAAUGUAUGUAAAGCUUUUUCUUUAAAAUGUUCCAUGCCCAUUUAAACAGUGCAGUGUUAUAUAAGGUAGUCUUUUAAUGACACAUACUGACAUUAAGACAUACUCUCUCAUGCAUGAAGUGUGUAGAGGUACUAUUUGCUUUAUUUCCGUUAAGAUGAUCAAAUAAUUUGAAAGAGCCCUUUAAAUCCCCUUUUUCCCAAAUGCAGUUUGUUUCUUUGGACAUUUUGUCAGUGCCCUUAUUUUUCUAUUCUUUGUAUUAAUCUAUGAUCUCUGAGAGGUGAUUUGUCUACCAGAGAGAUAGCUUGUCUUUUCAAAGAACAUGAUGAUGAUGAUGAUGAUGAUGUCGAUUUGUAAUGCGCAGGUAUCCAUUCCGAAGAAUGCUCAUUGCGCAUUGAAAUGUACAGAUAUUGAUGAGUAUCUUUGUGUUCAGUGUGUAAAACUGUGCUUUAGCUCCCAACCCAAAGAUGUCAUUUCCUUUUGAAAACCAUGAAAAUCCAAGAUAGACUGCACAGUACUUUAGUUAGUUUUUUGUAUGCUACGUUAUCUCUGAUAAUUGCAAAUAACUGAACAAUGAGUUUACUUGUUUGAAUUGUAGUCUUGAUGGAUUCUUGUUGAUGUUAAUAACAAAAGGGAUAAAUAAAUGAACUGAAUAUCCA
Pomacea canaliculata is the source of this 2958-nucleotide messenger RNA. RefSeq names its product zinc finger protein 679-like. Gene Ontology annotation, biological process: regulation of transcription by RNA polymerase II. NCBI's taxonomy places the organism in Eukaryota, Metazoa, Mollusca, Gastropoda, Architaenioglossa, Ampullariidae. The coding region runs from base 372 to 1835 and encodes 487 amino acids. Gene Ontology annotation, molecular function: RNA polymerase II cis-regulatory region sequence-specific DNA binding; DNA-binding transcription factor activity. The transcript has 3 exons. The record is from RefSeq and is a predicted model, not a curated record.